GGGGGCCGGAGGGCGGUAGAGGCGCCGGGGGCGAUGCCGCGGCCGGGGAAGAGCUCGUACAGCGACCAAAAGCCGCCCUACUCGUACAUCUCGCUGACCGCCAUGGCCAUCCAGCACUCCGCCGAGAAGAUGCUGCCGCUGAGCGACAUCUACAAGUUCAUCAUGGAGCGCUUCCCCUACUACCGCGAGCACACGCAGCGUUGGCAGAACAGCCUGCGCCACAACCUCUCCUUCAACGACUGCUUCAUCAAGAUCCCGCGGCGGCCGGACCAGCCCGGCAAGGGCAGCUUCUGGGCGCUGCAUCCCGACUGCGGCGACAUGUUCGAGAACGGCAGCUUCCUGCGGCGCCGAAAGCGCUUCAAGGUGCUGCGCGCCGAACACACUCACCUGCACGCGGGAAGCACCAAGGGCGCGCCGGGCGCCGGGCCCGGAGGGCACCUUCACCCGCACCACCACCACCACCACCACCACCACCACGCGGCCGCGCACCACCACCAUCACCACCACCCGCCCCAGCCGCCGCCCCCGCCGCCGCCGCCGCACAUGGUGCAUUACUUCCAUCAGCAGCCGCCUCCAGCCCCGCAGCCGCCGCCGCACCUCUCGUCGCAGCCCGCGCAGCAGCUGCCCCAGCAGUCGCAGCCCCAGCCGCCGUCCCACCCGGGCAAGAUGCAGGAGGCGGCGGCGGUGGCGGCGGCCGCGGCGGCCGCGGCGGCCGCGGCGGUGGGGAGCGUGGGGCGCCUGUCGCAGUUCCCGCCCUACGGGUUGGGCUCCGCCGCCGCGGCCGCCGCGGCCGCGGCCGCGUCCACGUCGGGCUUCAAGCACCCGUUCGCCAUCGAGAACAUCAUCAGCCGGGACUACAAGGGCGUGCUGCAGGCCGGCGGGCUGCCCUUGGCGUCGGUCAUGCACCACCUGGGGUACCCCGUGCCAGGUCAGCUCGGCAACGUCGUCAGCUCCGUGUGGCCGCACGUGGGCGUCAUGGAUUCGGUGGCCGCGGCCGCCGCCGCCGCCGCCGCCGCGGGGGUCCCCGUGGGCCCGGAGUACGGGGCCUUCGGGGUGCCGGUCAAGGCCCUGUGCCAUUCGGCAAGCCAGAGCCUGCCUGCCGUGCCGGUGCCCAUCAAGCCCACCCCCUCGCUGCCGCCGGUGGCCGCGCUGCCUCCGACGCUCACUGUCCCCGCGGCCGCGCAGCAGCCGCCGGCGCCGUCCACCGUGUGCCCCGCGGCUGCGGCCUCUCCCGCCGCCUCCCUGCUGGAGCCCACCGCCCCGAGUGCGGCAGAGAGCAAGGGCAGCUCCCUGCACUCGGUGCUGGUGCACUCCUAG
Molecule: messenger RNA, 1317 nt
Organism: Neofelis nebulosa (Clouded leopard)
Lineage: Eukaryota; Metazoa; Chordata; Mammalia; Carnivora; Felidae
Gene: FOXB2
Product: forkhead box B2
Exons: 1
Coding region: 34-1317 (427 amino acids)
Biological process (GO): regulation of transcription by RNA polymerase II; cell differentiation; anatomical structure morphogenesis
Molecular function (GO): DNA-binding transcription factor activity, RNA polymerase II-specific; RNA polymerase II cis-regulatory region sequence-specific DNA binding
Source: RefSeq, a predicted model, not a curated record